ACCCCCAUUGAACUCAACAAAUUGUAUUACAACUCUCUAAGCCAAGCCCCCCAGAAAAAUUCAAUUCUUCAACCCCAUAUCUAAAAACCCUUCAAACUCCUCCAAGACCCCAUCUCAAACAAGCUCAUCUCCUCCUCCUUGAAGCACAAAAACUAGGUUUUAGGGCACCUGUCCCCUGAAAUUGUCCCUUGAAAUUUAGGGCAUAUGGGGUCUUUGGUAGGACAUGUUUUACCAGGGCUAGGGUUCUUUCUAAUUGGGUUGUGGCACCUCUUUAACCAUAUCAAGCUUCAUGCUCAAAACCCCCACUCCUACACCAGUCACCCAUGGUUCCCCACCUCAAAAAUAAGGUAUUUGGAGCUCUUUCUGAUCAUGAUAGGGUGCUCCAUCUCCAUAUCCAUGGAGCUCUUCAUUGGCCCUGUUAGGCACCAACCUUUUGAUGUGGAUGGCACCAUCCCAUCUAACCAUCUCCACAACUUUGAGCACUCCUCCAUCUCCAUGACCUUCCUCGUUUACGCGGCAUCAGCCAUUGCCCUUGAUCGUGCCGGUGUUAAGGCUAGGAAUGACCUGUCUCUGCUCCUUGCUGGCAUAGCCUUUGGGCAGCAGCUCCUGUUGUUUCACCUUCAUUCUACAGAUCAUGUUGGCAUGGAAGGACAGUACCAUAUGCUUCUGCAGAUUCUCAUAUCCUUGUCCCUAACAUCUACUCUCAUGGGAAUAGGCCUUCCCAAGAGCUUUAUACUGAGUUUUGUUAGGUCUAUUAGUAUCCUUUUCCAAGGUCUUUGGCUGAUGGUCAUGGGGGUUAUGCUUUGGACUCCAGCCUAUAUCCCUAAAGGGUGCUUCCUCCGCUGGGAAGAGGGCCACCAGGUGGCGCACUGCCAUGAUGACAAGUCGCUCCACCGCGCUAAAGCGCUGAUAAACAUAGAGUUCAGCUGGUAUGUUAUCGGUAUGGCGAUGUUUUCAGUGUUCUUCUACUUGUUUUUAGUUAAAGUUUAUGGCGAAAAGGUCAAGUACUGGUCAUUGGGGAAGGAAGAAGAGGAAGAAGAGGGAGAAGCCCUAUCGCCGGAGAAGACCAAACUCGGAUUUAUUCACAUGGGACAGGCCUUUGCUCCCAUGGACAUUGAAAGGUAGAAUAAGAAGAAGGAGAAGAAGAAGAAAGUUGGAAGUGAAUUUGCUUUGGGGGAAAUUGGUAUGAGAUUGUUUGUUGUCUUGCAUUGGUGGCUUUAAGCUUAAUUAGGGUGACUUCGCUUGUGUUUGGAUGUAUAGAAAAAAUAAGCAAAUAUUUGGGAAGUUAUUUAUUAACUUCUUAAAAUCAUGCAUCUUGUUUAGAAAUUAUGUACUAAAUCCGAUCUUCUAUCACAAUUCAAUUAUUUUAAUCGAUUACUCACAAUUUUAUAUGGCUUUAA
Vitis riparia (riverbank grape) is the source of this 1400-nucleotide messenger RNA. RefSeq names its product transmembrane protein 45A-like. The transcript has a single exon. The record is from RefSeq and is a predicted model, not a curated record. Bases 205 to 1125 code for a protein of 306 amino acids. NCBI's taxonomy places the organism in Eukaryota, Viridiplantae, Streptophyta, Magnoliopsida, Vitales, Vitaceae.